AAACAUUUACAGUGGAGGUGUUGUGAAAAGGCUAUUUUGAAGUAACUGAAAUAUUGUGUUACGUUACCGCUAAUCGAUAUUAUCACAUGAUGAUUUAUUUGAAGGAAUUAUUCAAUUGGAUUUUAGCAUAGAUCUAGAUAAACAACUUACUUACUGUAACCUGCUAUUUAAUCCUGCAAAGUGACUUUCCUGUCCUAUUUGCUCAGACAUGUCUUGACGUUUUCAUUGUCAUUCAAAUGCAUUGACUUUUAAAUAUGUGAUAAGGUACAGAUUUACUUAAAAACUUUUUAGUAUAAGUAUUAUUUUAAGUGACAGGAUACUUGUGUGAUGCGUUUAAAACAAAAUAUGAAUACUGUUGCAGCUUUAAAAGGCAACUUGGGCUUGCGAAGUAGUCCAUUAUCACCCACUGCUAGUAAGCUAUCAACACAAUACCUUGUGUUAGAUCAUAUGUCAAACCAUUAUAAAAAGAUCAGUAAAGCUAAGUCAGCUAUUGAUAGUAAACCACCCAAAUCAAUGGUCAAUAGUCAAAAGGCAAGAGAUAAUCAAAGAAGGAAAGAAUUCGAGAAAUAUGGGCGAAGUAGAUCAUGUACAAGUCUAUCAAGGCACACACCAACACCAGGUCAGCAGUAUGGUUAUACUGAGGAUAUGUAUGAUGAAACUUUGUGGGAUGACCCAGAAGAUGAGGAAGAUGAACUGGUUCAAAGUAUCAUGAGAACAACAUUACAAACUCAAACAAUGAGCCAUCCUAACAAACCAAAUAUGGAGAAAACAUUACAACAUCAUCAAGAUCUGCAUCAUUCCAAUGCCAUGGCAACUACAAUGAGACCAAUUUCAAGUCGUUCUGCAAGAUCAUGUGUUAGCAAUGUUUCAAGAUUAAGUGAAGUUACUAGAAAAUCUACAUAUGAUGGAGAUGUAGUUGAUAAACAUCAACAUCGUUUUACUGAACCAAAUAAACCAUUUACACCAAGAACCUUAAAAUCCAAUCGACAAUCCAAACUAAGCCAAUACAAGUAUUAUACACCACCUAAAAAUAAACGUCCCUCCAGUAGUAGAAGUACACGUGCAGAAAAUGAUACAAUGGUAAAGACUCAAGAAAGUCCUAGAUCUCCAGAAAAACCUCGAGUUAAGCCAAGAAAAUCCAGUGUAAACCAAAACGAUACUUUUACUGACACUCACAUGUUUGAAAGUUUACAAAGUCAUGAUUUUCAGAAUUAUAAAAAUCCCAGUGAUGUUCCUCCUUUAGAGAUAACUGUAGAUAAAGAUCAUAAAGAGUGGCUUGAAGACCAAGUUGAUAAAGCUAAACAAAGACUAUCAGAUGAUGAUGAUGAAUUUUAAAUCAAUUAGUAGAUACAUUGAAAAUUUCAAACUCAUAAUUUGGAACUAUUCUGUUCUAGAUUGAUUCAUCAUUUGUGCUUUAAAGCGUGGAAUACCAUUUUUUUUUUGGUUACAUUCUUAUAUUAAGGGUUUCUUUUAAAAUAUUUUGGAAGAUUGUGAUGAAAUUUCUGUGUAGGUAAACGUUAAAUGACAAUUUAUUUGAUGUGCUUAAAGAAAGCUGUUAACAUUGUUCAAUACCCAUAAAACCAAAUGGAACAAAAGGGAUAACAAGAAAAAGUUGUUAUUGGUAUUAAAUAAGACAUGAAGGCUGAGAUCUGUAUUAUCACACAAAAUACAUGUAUGUUUAAAAAAUGCCUAAAGGAGUGCAUUAUAUGAUAUCUUUAAAACCCAAAGUUCCCUCUUGUCAUUGUAUUGCUGUUUCAUUCAUUUUAUUUAGCCUUGAUUUAAUCUUUCAUUUUUGCUAUGAAUUGAAAACCCUGUUACAUUUUGUUCAAAAUUUUAAUGUUAUUAUUUGAUUAUCUUGUAUUUGAUCUCAUCUUCUUUCAUGGCUAUUUCCAAAUCUACCAAUUUCUUAAUUAAUUGACAAAGACUUGUAACAUUGAUGGCGGUAUUUGGUAUUUAUUAAAUGAUUUAAAGUUUUUAGUAAACAAAGUACAUGCAGGCCCGUAACCAGCCCAUUUUACCAAGGGGAGUGACCACGUUUGCAUGGGAGGGCAAUAGCUGAAAGAGACUGAUUUCAGCUUCAAUGGAGAAUUUGUUCGAAUAAAGUUCUAGGAGGUGACCACUCUCACUAGUUACUGGCCUGGAUACAUGUACAUGAAUUUGUUAUAAUGAUUUUAUCAGAUUGUUAUUUUAUUUAUUAAAUAUGAUGACUAUG
This is a messenger RNA of Lottia gigantea (owl limpet), 2212 nucleotides long. RefSeq lists its product as hypothetical. The record is from RefSeq and is a predicted model, not a curated record. Bases 328 to 1335 code for a protein of 335 amino acids. NCBI's taxonomy places the organism in Eukaryota, Metazoa, Mollusca, Gastropoda, Lottiidae. Gene Ontology annotation, cellular component: axoneme; ciliary basal body. The transcript has a single exon. Gene Ontology annotation, biological process: microtubule cytoskeleton organization.